Molecule: messenger RNA, 2187 nt
Organism: Syngnathoides biaculeatus (alligator pipefish)
Lineage: Eukaryota; Metazoa; Chordata; Actinopteri; Syngnathiformes; Syngnathidae
Gene: fbxo21
Product: F-box protein 21
Exons: 12
Coding region: 27-1904 (625 amino acids)
Molecular function (GO): DNA binding; protein binding
Source: RefSeq, a predicted model, not a curated record
AUGAGGUCAACGAGUAAACAGAAAAGAUGGCGGCGUGUGUCGCCGGAGAUAGGCUGUCAAACUCUACCAGGGCCAGGAGUGAGAGUCGUGACCGCUUCGGCGAGAAGUUGACAGAUUUGCCUACCGAGUUGUUGGAGCACAUCUUGUGCUUGCCGGUGCUCGAGCACGUCGACAUUUGUAAUGUGUCCUGCUGCUGCUUGCGUCUGCGCGACGUUUGCCACGGCCGAGGGAAGGUGUGGGGCCACCAGUACAAACUCAGAUGGCCACGGCUGCAAAGGUUUUACCCUCAGAACGAGAGCUACGACUGGCUGCGCGAGUACAAAACCCGCCACCGGGUGGGCAUCCAAAUCCGGAGGAUGGUGGAGUCCAUCUCCAAACGCUUCUUCAUGGAAGUGCCGUGCAUCGGCCAGGUGCUGGGCGACAGCUUUACUGAGAUUGAGUCACUCGGGAUGCCUGAGCACUUCUGCGAGGAUGAGCUGCUCUACAUUCUUCACACCGAUAGGAGGAAAAGCCUGACGUUGAAGUACUAUGCAAAGAAGAUCCUAUACUUCCUGAGACAGCAGAACAUCCUGCGCAAUCUCAAAAGCUUCCUGGAGCAGCCGCCCGAGCAGCAGUCGGCACUCGCAGGUGCCGUCCUGGUGGACCAGUACUGCAACCCGCUGACCGAAGUCACGCUGGACGGAAUAUCGGCGCAGGUUGACGACGUCACGGAGAUGGUCAAGAAGACGCUGCGGGCGAAGAAUCCGUCCCACCCCAGCCUUCGUGUUGUCGCAGGUGGGGAGCAUUUCCUGCUGGAGGAUUUUGAACUUCAACGUCAGGUGUUCUGUGCUCUUAACACUGUCUUGUACGACCAACUGCAGUACCAGGGUGACCAGUUGGACUACUAUAACCCCCUCAACUCCUACAUGCACCAGGUGAUGCUUCGCCGCAAGGGCAUCCCCAUAAGCCUCUCAGUGCUCUACAUGACACUGGCCUUGAGGUUGGGCGUCAAGCUGGAGCCGGUCAACUUCCCCAGCCACUUCCUUCUGCGUUGGUGCCAAAAAGCACAAGGGAGCGACGACAUCUACGACUACGUGUACAUCGACGCUUUCGGCAGAGGCAACCAGAUGACGGUCAAAGAGUGCGAGUGCCUCUUCGGGCACCAGGCCAGCGCCGACUACUACGGUGGCAUCGGCACCACUGAGGUGCUGCUCAGGAUGGUGGGAAACCUGCUCAACAUCGGGAAACGAGGGGAAGGCCACGAGACGUCUUACCAGCUCUUGAGGGACACGCUGGACCUUUUCCUCACCAUCAACCCAGACAACGUCUCGUACCUUCUGCUGCAGGCCCGACUCUACUUCCACCUCGGCAUCUGGCCCGAGAAGGUUCUGGACAUCUUGCAGCACAUCCAGGCGUUGGACCCGUCGCAACAUGUCGCAGUGGGCUACCUGGUCCAACACACACUGGAGCACAUCCAGCACAAGAAGCACCCCGCCGCCCCCGAGGUGAAGCGGCGGGGGACGGCCGACCACGGGGACAUCCGCUACUCCGUGGGGCUCGUCAUGAAGCACAAGAGGUCGGGUUACAACUGCGUCAUCUACGGCUGGGACCCCAAGUGUACCAUGAGCCAGGAAUGGAUCACCACCAUGAGGGUCCACCAGCUCCCCGAUGGCGCUGAACAACCCUUCUACAAUGUCCUGGUGCAGGACGGCACCUGCCGAUAUGCAGCACAAGAGAACCUGGAGCCUCACUCAGACCCUCCUGAGAUCGGGCACCCUGAGGUGGGCCGGUACUUCUGCGAGUUUGCCUACACGCACUAUGUGGCCAACGACGAGCUGAGGACACGCUACCCCGACGAUUCGGACCACAUGGAGGAGGUGGCGCGCGACCUCUACUCGCAUGUGCGCCCGCCCACACCCAUGUAGCCACAACAUUUGCUGUCUGUUCAUGUCUAACAUGAAAAAGAAAACACAGGGCGAGAAACGUGGACUGCCCCGUGGACUGGCCCCUUCAUUAGGUACACCUGCACAGGCUAAUUACAUCAAAUCCCAUGCAAAAAGUCAUCUUUUUUUGUUUUAAAGUUAUUCACUUAACAGGAGCGAGGAAAGCUCUUCUUAUAGUCGCAUAGCUCAUUCAGGCCACCAAAAUAUUAGGAAUGCCGACCACCAACCACAGUAAUUGUUAAUAUUAAAGAUACUGUAACUGUCA